Molecule: messenger RNA, 1798 nt
Organism: Neoarius graeffei (lesser salmon catfish)
Lineage: Eukaryota; Metazoa; Chordata; Actinopteri; Siluriformes; Ariidae
Product: dendritic cell-specific transmembrane protein
Exons: 4
Coding region: 96-1538 (480 amino acids)
Cellular component (GO): membrane
Source: RefSeq, a predicted model, not a curated record
AGCUGAAGAGGACCUUCAUUUCGAACACAUUUAUCAUUUCAAGAACUGUGGCGUGUGCAGCUCAGUGUGUCUGCUCAGGUGAGAAGAAGCCAACAAUGAACUUAAAUAAGUUGAAAGCAAGCCUGAAGAUGACUUCAUCUCAGAUUUGUUCACUCUACACAACAAAGAGUGAAAUGAGCUGGAGCGAGAAGUUCCUUUUGCUUAUUUCAUGCCUGAUCACCAGUUUCAUUUUGGCUGUUUUUUUCCUCCUUGCUCUCCGUUUCCCCUUGAACUUUGGCAUUGAGGUCUCCAUUGCUACCACUGCAGUGUUUUGGCUUUGCCUUACGCUAGCUAUGUGGUUUUCUCCAAAUGUUCGUUGUUUUGGAAUACUGUUCCUGAUGUCCAUCGGCUUGAAACAAGGCAAGAAACAGCUCCUUACAGCUGGCACAACAAUAGUGAUCUUAUUGAACAUCCAGAACACUCUGAUGAACCUGAAAGGACUUGGAAAGAGUUUAGUCUGCAAUUUGGAGGAAAAGCUUAUGACCAUUGACCUCGCACCUCUCAGCAACUAUAUCCGCAUGCUAAAAUGGGUGGCCUCCACGCUUAAAAAUGGACUAACCAGUUUUUUAGGUGAGACUUAUGACACUGACUUCAAACUGAAGCCAAUUGUGCAUUCAGGAGAGUUCACAAAGAAAAUAUCUGAAGCACAGAUGACCAUGAACAAGACUGCUGAGAAUGUGUUGGUUGUCAUCAAUGGAAUUUCAUCCAUAGGAAAGGAAAUAUCUCCAGUUGUAGGGGUUGUGAUACUCAUCAUUGCCACUGUUGUCUACUUGAGGAGGUUUCGCUUUAACAGAAAACAGAAAAAUGUGUUACUUACAAAAAAAUUUGUGAAGUAUGAUGAAAGCCAACGUUUACAAGGAAAGCCCUCAGUCCUCCCUCUGACUAAGAAGGAAUCAAAGCGUUACAUUAUUGUUCCCUCUGCCCAUUUAACCAAAAAAGAUGUGAAAGGCAUGCUUAAAUUCAGCAUCUCGAUUGUAACACAUAGUAUGGCCUGGCUCUUCUUCAUAGGACUUGAUGCUCUUGUUUAUUGGAUUAUCUCUGUUUUGAGCAAGCGAUUAGAACAGCUGAAGCCACUCCAUGUUCCUGUGUUACUGAAAGUGGAGGAGGGAACCUUUUUUAUCGGCAUUAACAUUGGACGUGAGCAAAAGGUCUAUGACUUUUCCUACGAUGUGCCCAUUUUUGAAAAGAAGUGCUUGCCAGCACCAGAACUAUGGCUCUACGAAUCCGUCGUCCCUCUGUCAAUUAUCUUUGGCUUGCUGGUUCUUUUGAUGGUAGUGUCUUCAAAGCUCAGUCAAUUGAGGCUCAUUGUGUCUGAGCAGUUCUACUCAGAAGACGCAGAGAAUCGGAUUGCCAAGCUUCAUGCCAAGAUCCUGAAACGAAGAUCGAAAUGGACGGCCAAGGAUGCAAAAAGAACCCUGAAAUCCUUUGCCACACAGCUCCACUUUUGGUUUCCCAUCAUUUUCCGUUAUUCAAGCAACAACCAUGAGAAUAAAAUUUAAGGUUUGUUUUCAGUUUGUUUUUAAUUACCUUGCAUAUUUGUAAACAUUUUUUGGAGACAAAACCAACCUUCAGUGGUAUACAGUUUGUAUGUGUCCAUUAUACAUUAUUAGAAAAACUAGGCUAAAUCUGGAAUUUUCUCUCUGGGAGAAUCCUUACCUAUCCAGAGAACACCUAAAGAACCCUGAGAAGAAGACCUUUUGACACUUUACUACACAAUGUAGAUAUCUGAGGUUUACAAUGUCUUGCAAAAGUAUUCAUC